Messenger RNA from Symsagittifera roscoffensis, 8395 nucleotides. RefSeq names its product spectrin alpha chain-like. Gene Ontology annotation, cellular component: plasma membrane; cortical actin cytoskeleton; cell projection. Gene Ontology annotation, biological process: actin cytoskeleton organization. NCBI's taxonomy places the organism in Eukaryota, Metazoa, Xenacoelomorpha, Acoela, Convolutidae. The record is from RefSeq and is a predicted model, not a curated record. The transcript has 35 exons. Gene Ontology annotation, molecular function: actin filament binding; calcium ion binding. Bases 107 to 7426 code for a protein of 2439 amino acids.
UAGAACAGUGUAUGCAAGUUUCACUUAGCGAGCUCAAAAUACAAAACGCAACUGAAUAGAAAUAUACCAUUUGCAAGCGAAUAUUCGAAUUAUUGAAACUUGACAAAUGGCUGACGUGGACGUGAAGGAGGUGGGCUUGAUAGAUACUCCCGAUGCUAUCAAGGAAAAGAGAACCCAGCUUUUGGGAAAGUUUGACGAUUUCAAAGAUGCUGCGAAGGCGCGUAGACAGCUUCUGGAAGAUGCAAAGGAGUUCCAUAUCUUCAAACGAGAUGCUGACGAGUUAAAAGCGUGGUUGCAGGAGAAGAUAGAUUCUCUGAAAGAAGAAGUUCUCGAUGCUUCAAAUGUUGAGGGAAAGUCAGAGAAAGUGGAAGCCUUGGAAGCGGAGAAGGCAGCAGCAUUGAAAACUCUUGAUGAGCUGUAUGCGAAGGGUAAUGACAUGGUCAACAGAGACCACUACGCAAAAGAACAAAUCCAGAAAAUUCUGGAUGAACUGCAACACUUGUAUGACCAACUGAACCUGAAGUUGGUUGACAGAAAGGAUAAAAUUGUCAAUGCAAAAUCUCUCACAGAAUACUUCCGACUGUGCGAUGAAGCCCAAAUGUGGAUAGUAGACAAGAAACAACUAAUCCGAAACUUGAUCGACGAUGUCUCCGCCAAUAUCGACCACGUGCAGUUGUGUGAGAGGAAGUAUGAGGACUUCACCUCCAAGGACAAAAUGGCAUUCGAGCCCAAGAUGGCGGAAGUGACUGAGAAAGCAGAUGAACUCACCAAGCACCCAGAGUACGAAAGGGUGAAAGAGCGACACGAGGAAGUAUACUCACACUGGGAAGAACUGAAAGUGAUCUGCGACGAGGCAGAAGAGAGGAUCUUUGGAGCCAAAGAGAUCCAGAAGUUCUUUAAAGACGCUUCAGACAUGACUGAGUUCCUGAACGAAAAAAGAGCUCAAGUCUCCAUCGAUGACUAUGGACGAGAUCUGCCGAGUGUCCAGGCACUGCAGCGACGUCACGAGAACUUAGAGCGCGAUUUGACGGCUCUGAACGAGAACAGCUACACGUACAAGGUGAAGAAUAUUUGUGAGCGAGCGGACACUCUGGCUGGUAAAUAUGGAGACUAUUCGGACGAGAUUCUCGAGAAAAAAAUGUCGAUUAAUGACAUCUGGGCUAAACUGCAGGCGGAGGCGACAGACAGGAAGAAUAAGUUGAAUGCGGCGCAUGAUAUGUUUCUGUUCUUGGGGGAGCACACUGACUUGAUGCAGUGGAUUAAGGAGAAGACGACGCUGUUGAAGAGUGACGAGUUGGCUACUGAUGUUCCAGGGGCGGAGCAGUUGAUUAACAGACACAAUGAGCACAAGGCUGAGCUGUUGGCGGAGGAAGAUUCAUUCACGCGAUGUGAAGACUUGGGCAACAAACUCAUAGAGGCCGAGCACCCCAACUCGGACUCCAUCAAGGACAAACUGGCCGAGUUGGCGCGGGAGAAGGCGGCCCUGUUUGCCCUGUGGGACGAGAGGAAGUUGAUCUACUCGCAGUGCAUUGAGUACCAGAUAUUCUGCAGAGACGUGGAACAGACGGAGGCCUGGUUGGCCAAACAGGAGGCCUUCCUGGACAACGAUGACCUGGGUGACUCUGUGGAUGGAGUGGAGGCCCUGCUGAAGAAACAUGAGGACUUCGAGAAGAGUCUGUCUGCUCAGGAGGAGAAAGUGAACACUUUGAGUGACUUUGCCAACCAGUUGAUUGACACUCAGCCUCCACACUACGCUACAGAUGACAUCACUAAGAGACGAGACGCACUGGUGAACCGACGUAAAACUUUGCAUGAGAAGAUGCAGAGUAGACGCACUCUUCUGGAGCUGUCCUUCAGAUACCAGCAGUUCGAAAGAGACGCUUACGAGAUCAAAACGUGGAUCAACGAGCGCUUCAAGACAGUCAGAGACGAGAGUGCCUACAGGGACCCCACCAACCUCCAAGGCAAGCUGCAGAAGCACCAUGCAUUCACAAGUGAGAUCGAGUCCAACAAGGCCAGGAUUGAUGGAGUGUUGGCUACUGGACAGCAGAUGAUUAACGAAGAUCAUUUCCAGAGCGACGACGAAUUUAUCUCAAAGAUCCAUGACCGAAACCAGGAACUGAAAUCGGAGUUCGGGCAGUUGGAAGAUGAGACGAGACAAAAGGAGGUGUUGAUUGUGGCGGCGAUUGACGCCCAGGCAUACUACAGAGGAGUGGAGGAUCUGGAGUUGUGGAUGAGUGAGAUCGAGGCACACUUGGCCAGUGAUGACUACGGCAAGGACCUGGCAUCUUGUCAUAACCUGAUUAAGAAGCACCAGCUGCUGGAGGUGGAUGUGCAACAGCACAGAGACAGAGUAGAGGGUGUGUACAGACAGUGCAAGAAGUUCACGGAGGCCAAACACUUCGACACUCCCAACAUCAAGCACAAGCAGGAGGAAGUUCAGAGGAGAUAUGUCGACCUCAGGGAUCCGAUGAAAAAACGAAAGGCGAAGCUGGAAGACGCCAUGAGACUGCACCAGCUGUUCCGGGACAUUGAAGACGAGGAGUCCUGGAUUCGAGAGAAGGAGCCGGUAGCCCAGAGCCAGGCCAGAGGAAAGGACUUGAUCGGGGCCCAGAAGUUGCUGAAGAAACACCACGCGCUCAUUGCAGAGAUAGAUGCUCACGAAGACAGUCUGAACAAGGUUGUGCAAACAGCUAAAGACAUGAUGGGCGAAGAGCAUUUCGCAGCCGAGGAGAUCCAGAACAAGAUCGAUGACGUCACAGCCAUGUGGGACAAGCUGAAGGAGAGGAGCAACGCCCGACUUGACGAUCUCCAGGAUGCCUUGGAGGCACAGGAGUACCUGCUGGAUGCUAAUGAAGCCAGUGCCUGGAUGAAUGAGAAGCUACCCUUGGUGGCACCGACCGGAAAGUACGGAAAGAACCAGGAUGCCAUCAACUCUGCUGUGAAGAAGCACCAGAACCUGAUGAAGGACAUAGACAGCUACAAGAAGGUGAUAGACAACCUGGCCCAGAAGGCACAGGAGUGCAAGGCGCCAGACAAGGAGGUCACCGAUGUGGUGGAUCUGGAGUGUGCCACGGUGGUGUACGACUAUCUGGAGAAGAACCCGAGGGAGUUGUCAGUCAAGAAGGGAGAGACCGUCACUAUCCUCUCCACGCCAACAAGGGACUGGUACAAGGUGGAGAAUCAGGAGGGCAAGCAGGGCUUCGUGCCGGCCAAUCACCUGAAGAGGGCAGAGCCAGUGGUGAAGAGCAGCCAGGAGAGACUGGCGGAGGAGGCGAGGACGGUGUCCGACCGACAGAAACAGAUUGAGAACCAGUACGGCGACCUCAAGGGGGCAGCAGAGAAGAAGGAGCGUGCUCUGAAGUUGAGGACCGAACUAUACGGACUGAAGGGAGAGUCGAAGAACCUCCUGAUGUGGACUUCCAAGAAGAACCACAACAAACUACUCGACCAAGUGGACAAUGUAUUGACUGCUGAAGACGAGGAUCUGGACAAGAUAGACGAGUUGUCCUCUAAAUUUAACAAUCUGCAGAAUGAUGUAGAGAACAGCAAGAAGAAGUUAGAUGAAAACAAGAACAAGUACGAGGAACUCAAAGCACAGUUGGACGAUGACGAAGAGGUGCCUGAAGAUCUGCUCACUGAGGACAUGGAGCAUGCAGUGGAGGCAGUGUCCUAUCUGCAGAACAAAGUGUUCGACAAGAGCAGCCAACUCGGAUCCGCGCACGAAGUCAAAAACUACAUCAGGGAGUCGGACCUUGUGUUGGAGAGAAUAAGUGAGAAAGACAAGGCGAUCAAAGAGGGCUACUAUGGCAACGAUCUUCCAUCUGUGCAGGCACUGAGCAGGAAACACGAGGCGUUCCAGAAGGACCUCGUGCCGCUGGAGGAGAGUGUGAAGAACUUGGACGACAGACACACCAAGUUGAUUGACACUCAUCCUGACCAGACUGAUGAAAUACAGGAGAAACAGAAAGAAGUGAAUGAGGCGUGGGAGGCGCUGAAGAACAAGAGCGACAAACACGCAGCCGGACUUCUGGAGGCCUACGAGUACCAGAAGUACCUGGCCCAGUACAGGGACACCAUGGCGUGGAUAAACGGCAUGAAACAACUGGCUGGAUCGGACGAACUCGGAAAAGACGUCAACAGCUGUGAGGCUCUAAUUGAACGACAUGACGACUUGAAGAACGAAUUGGAAGCCAAAGUGCCUCAGUUUGAUGCGUUCUACAAUCUGGCUGAUGAUCUGGUCAACGACAAGCACCCCGAAUCAGAGGAGAUCAAGAGGAUGAAAGAUGAGGUGAAGAAGGCAUUGGCUGAUUUGGACGAAGUCUAUGAAGAGCGACAGACGAAACUGGAGGCUAACAAACAACACCAGCAGUUCUUGAGGGACUUCAACCAGAACUCGGCCUGGAUGAAUAACAGGGAGAAGACUCUGGGCCAAGACGACGAUGAUGUGGACUCUGUGAUGAAGAAGCACGAAGACUUCGACAAGUUGAUCAACAACCAGGAAGAGAAGAUAGCAGCUUUGACCAAAUUUGCAGAGGAAUUGGGACCCGAUCAUUAUGCGUCUCCAGAUAUUGAAGCGAAGAAGGAGGACAUGAUUAAACGAUGGGAGCACUUGAAGGAAGCUCUGGUCCAGAAACGAUCUCAACUGGGAGAAUCCCAGACAAUCCAGGAGCUGGUGCGAGAUGCGGAUGACAUUGAGUCGUACAUCCAGGAGAAGAUGGUAGUCGCGAACCAAGACGACUCGAAUGACGGCAGGAAUAUCCCGAGCAAGCACCAGAAGCAACUGGCGUUCGAAGCGGAGUUGGCGGCUAAUGCGGAGAGGAUCCAAGCUACUCUCUCUGUAGGAAAAGCUCUUCUGGACUCGAAGAAGGUGCAGGGUGAGGAGGAGAAGGAGAUAGCAGCCAAACUGGCCAAGAUCACGGAGCAGUAUGAGUUCCUGGUGCAGAAGACCACCCAGAAGACUGCCAGACUGAAGGAGGCCAACCGGCAGAGACUCUACUACACUGCAUACAAGGACUUCGACUUCUGGCUCAGCGAGGUGGAGAGUCAGCUGAAGAUGGAGGAGAAGAGCAAUGACCUGAGUACAGUGCAGAACCAGAGGAAGAAGCACCAACUGCUGGAGGACGAUGUGGCCGCACACGCAGACAGACUCGUGCAGCUAAACGAGCUGGCCGAGGAGUGCAUGGCGUCGCCCCAAUUUGACCCCGUAGAGAUUGAGCAGAAGAGGUCCAACAUCAACGACCGAUUCGGAGUAGUGUCUGACAUGACUAAGGACAGGAGGAAGCAGUUGGAUGAUGCGUUCAAGUACCACCAGCUGUUGAGGGACAUCUCGGAGGAGGAGACCUGGAUUAGGGAGAAGAAGAUCUUGGUCCAGUCUCAAGACUACGGAAAGGACCUCACAGGUGUGCAUAAUCUGAUGAAGAAGCACAAGCGUAUAGAAAAUGAGAUCCAGAGCCACGAGAAGAGGAUAGAGGCGGUGAAGCCGAUUGCGGAUGAAAUUGUGAAGGAGCAGACCACUGGAUGGGAGACAGUGCCUGGAAGGAUUGAACAGCUGGACCAGGCAUGGAGUGAACUACUCGAGUGCUCCAAACAGAGAGUUGACAUGUUGAAUGAGUCGCAACGCUUCUACGAGUUCAUCCGAGACGUGGAAGAGGAGGAGUCUUGGAUCUCGGAGAAGCAGUCGCUGAUGAGUAGCAACGACUUCGGAGACACUCUAGCGUCUGUACAGGGACUGAUCAAGAAACACACUGCAUUCGACAUGGAUGUAGUGUCCCACACUGACAAGGCUAAUCUGCUGGAAGUGAGGGGAAAUCAGCUGAUUGAAGAAAAGAAUUUGCAAUCUGACAAGGUUGCAGAGAAACUGCAGCACCUGAAGGACAUGUUGGAGGAGCUGAGACGUCUGGCGGGUAUCCGACGGGAGAACUUGAAGGAGAACAGUGCCCUGCUGCAGUUCACGUGGAAGGCGGAUGUUGUUGAGUCGUGGGUGAAUGAGAAACAGAGUCUGGUGCAGAGCAAUGCAGGUGGCGAUGUUGAGGAGGCGAAGGAUCUCUCGGCUGUCCAGGACAUGCUUCAUCGACAGGAGACAUUUGAGGCUGGACUGACGGCCUUCCAGGCAGAGGGUAUAGUGCCCAUUGGAAAGCUAAGAGAUACCUUGGUGAAUGCUGGACACAUCUCCAAGAACGAGAUAGACCAGAGAUACAAGUCACUCCUCGACAGGUGGCACGAACUUCAGAAGAGGUCAAAUGACAGAAGGGAUCUGCUGGACAAGAAGCUGAGACACUUCCAGGCGGUGGAGGACAAGUUCCUCCUCUUCGCCAAGAAGGCCUCCUCUUUCAACUCCUGGUUCGAGAAUGCAGAGGAGGAUCUCUCAGACCCCGUCAAGUGCAACUCUAUCGACGAAAUCAAGGCAUUGGAGCAUGCACACAAUGUGUUUGUGGACUCCCUGAAACAGGCGGAGGAGGACUUGGAGUCCCUGAGGGUGCUGGAUGCGGAGAUUAAGGCGGGAGGAGCCACAGUCAACCCCUACACCUGGUUCACCAUGCAGGCUCUAGACGAGACGUGGGAUAACUUGAAGAAGAUAGUUUCUAAGAGGGAGCUGGAGCUGAAGGAGGAACAUAGAAAACAAGUCCACAAUGACGAACUCAGACAGAAGUUCGCGAGGGAGGCCAACGCAUUCCACGACUGGCUCACAGACACCAGAGUCAAGGUGAUGGAAGAGACUGGAAGUCUGGAACAGCAAUUGGAAUCACUCAAGAAGAUAACACUAGAAGUGAAGAGCUGGAGGAACAAACUCAAGUCUAUCGAGACCAUCGGCAACGAAAUGGGCAUGCACAUCAUCCUAGACAACCGAUACACGGAACACAGUACUGUAGGACUACAUCAACAGUGGGACCAGCUGGAACAACUGUGUCAGAGAAUGCAACAGAAUCUGGAACAGCAGAUCCAGGCCAAGGAGACCUCGGGAGUGUCGGAGACCCAGUUGAGAGACUUCUCUUUGAUGUUCCGGCAUCACGACAAGGAGAGAACUGGGCGGCUGAAUCACGCCGACUUCAAGAAAUGUCUGAGAUCCCUGGGGUACGAUCUGCCCAUGUUCGAAGAGGGCCAGAUUGACAAUGAGUUCGAAGCUAUCUUGGACAUCGUCGAUCGAAACAGGGAUGGUUUCGUCACCCUGCAAGAGUACAUGCAGUUCAUGAUCAGUCGAGAAACUGAGAAUGUGCAGUCAAAGGGAGACAUCGAAGAGGCCUUCCGAACUCUCUCCCCUGAUGGCAACAUGUACAUCACCCAGAUCGAGAUCACCCAGGCACUGGACAAAGAGACGGCAGAUUUCUGUAUCGCUAACAUGAAGGCAUACAUCGACAUGAAUAACAUUGAGAUGCCAGGUACGUAUGACUACGUGGAGUUCUGCAACCGACUCUUCCAGAAGUAGAAACUUCCCUAGCGGAACAAUCACAACAAACAAAGCGAUAAUAAUGAUUAUGGAAUGCAUGCAAAAACAGCAAACUCAUCGAACAAAAUCAAGCGUGAAUGAGCAACGAACGAACUCAAACAUAAAGACUUGAACUUAUUUUAAUUUGAAAGAGCAACUUCAAAAAUGAAGAUUUACACAAGCAUGUCCGAGAAAUUUAAAAACAACUCAAAGAAAAACCAAAACUUAAUAAAAAAUGAAACUUCAAAAUACAGCUCUUGGCGUAUAAAUGGGUUUUUAUUGUUAUACCUGCUUCGAUUCUGUUUUUCUUCUAGAUUGCUGAAUUGAAAUCUUUCUUGUACACAAAAAUGGACUUGCGAUGCAUGAUUUGAUUGAUUUGGAAGAGCUAAAAAAAGAGAAAGGAGAGUUUUUACUUUCAUUUUAAGGGUUGAGUUAAAUUAAGUGAUGGAAUGGGUUGAUGAUGCUCGUGAAUCUAAAUGAAAAUGUGUUUAGUUUUACCAUAAAACUUUUAAAAAUCUUUCAUGAAUUUUCAGUUGGCAGCGGUGAUUUAAGAUAAUUUUAAUUCGAUGUGUUGUUGUUUGGACUAAUUAUUAGUGAAGUGAAAUCAUAAUCGUGUAAGAUGGCCUCAAGGUUAAGCAUUGAAAUUGCGAAAUACUCCUUAGAUUGAAGGUACUAUGUUUUAUACUACUCAGACCGACUGACUGACUUGCGAACUGACUCAACCUCCAGAACUUUCAAAAUAAAUGUUGAUGUUAACUGACUGUUACUCACUCAAAUUCAUAAGCAUGUGCUGUUAGCGCUAUUAAAUAAUUAAAUUUAAUUCAUAAUUUCAUUAUCGUGGGAGCAGUGAAUAUGUUAACUGAUUUUGUACACGAAAAAAUUGAUAUCGAUACUUCGAAAAUUUGCAUUUUUAAUGUAAUAACUGACUGAUAAACCGACCCUGGGACAAUUCAAGACUGACUCCUUAAA